UGGUAGACUUUAGAUUGUCACCGUGUUUUCGUUUUUAUAGAUUAAUCUUCGUAUUUUUAAUAAAGUUUAUUUAAACAUUUUUAGAUAAGUGCUAUUAAACUUUUUUAAUCACUGGUAAAAUAACCAAGUAAAUACGGCGGUACGUCGAUACUCCGACACAAAUUUUGCAAAAAUGUCACUCGAUGCAUUAGUUCUUUGUUUCUCAAAAACUUCUCUGUUUAAUUCGGAUUUAUUGUAUUCAUUGUUUAUUAAACCUAAUUUUAUUUAAAAAUGAAAAAUAUUUAUUCAGUUAUUGUUGCGAUAUCAAAACAAUUAAUAAUUCAGUUUAAAAUGAGUUGCAAAAUCGAAAAAGGUUUUUCAAAUGCUCCAUUUGGUAUUCGGUCAAAAAGAUUUAACGAUUUGCGAGUUCAUCCACGUCUGAGACUUAAAAAUAUAAAUAAAAGUAAUUUGGGACCCGGAUCUUACGAAUUGACCGAAAAUAAAGAGAAAAGAAUUCAUUCGUCGUGGACUAAAGCGUUAGAAGACGAAGACUUUUCUCGACUUCCUCAAGUUUUUAGAAAGGAUUGGUACCUUUAUACGAAAGACGAGCCAAAUAGAAGAGGUCCCGGAAAAUAUUUACAACACGACGUCGGAUAUAAACUUAAAGGUUUUUCUAUAUACGGACCUUAUACCAUUUGCAGUAAACGAUUCGAGGAACCAAAUACACUGGAAAAUCCGGGCCCGGGAGCUUACGGUAAUCCUUACGAAGCAAUAGAGAAUGCAAAUUUAAAAAGAUCAACGAAGAUAAAGGGAAUUAUGAGCAGUGAAACGAUUGUUAAAAGAGGAGAAAAAAUUUCGAAGGAUUUUAAAGGACCGGGAUUAUAUGAAAUUAAAUCAUUUACUAAUGAAGUAUUAAAUAAGCUUGUCAGUGUAAGAGGUCCUUAUGAUUUGUUUAGCGGUGAACGAGACGAAAGUAGUUUGUACGGUUAUCAAAUCAAACCGUCUAAAUGCUCUUUAAAUUUAUCUCCCGGGGUUUAUCGUUACGAAUAUUUCCUGGAAAAAUGGGAAGAUGUAUAUAGACGAUAUAAUGGGAAAUUUGCCAAAGCUCCACGUUUUAUUCAUAAAAAAGAGGUCUUACCGGGACCAAGCGAUUAUAAUGUAAAAUUUCCUAAAGUAAAAGAAGACAUAUUACGAGGGGAUAAAGAAAUUCCAUUUUUGUUUACGGCAAUUCGUCCUACUCUAUUUGACCGAAUGCCAACUCGAAGUGGUCCCGGAUCUUACGAAAUUAAACGAGACCCUAAAGAGAAAAACGGGUGUAUUAGUUCAUUUAAAUCAUCCAGGAAAUUUAUUUCUCAAAACCACAAUUUAAUCAGCAAGCAUAAGACAAUAGCUCCUUGCUAUCGCCAUCUUUUAAAGGAAGAAUGCUAAUAAUAUGAUCCAGACUUACAAAUUUCUUUACAUUAAAAAUUUUGAAUUUUUUAACAUUACAAAUUUUGUAUAUAUAUAUAUAUAUUUUAUAAAUAAUAAU
Messenger RNA from Centruroides sculpturatus (bark scorpion), 1507 nucleotides. Its product is annotated as lymphocyte expansion molecule-like. The transcript has 10 exons. The record is from RefSeq and is a predicted model, not a curated record. Lineage: Eukaryota; Metazoa; Arthropoda; Arachnida; Scorpiones; Buthidae. The coding region runs from base 271 to 1407 and encodes 378 amino acids.